Molecule: messenger RNA, 867 nt
Organism: Blepharisma stoltei
Lineage: Eukaryota; Ciliophora; Heterotrichea; Heterotrichida; Blepharismidae
Source: the annotation of a GenBank genome assembly
AUGAGCAUUUUCGAGCCUUGGAAAGCUUUAGAAUAUUGUGAAAAACAAGCUAGCUCUCUUGAUAUUGGAGUUUCUCUUCAUGGAAAAUUCAUUCCUGCUGAGCUUCGGCAGUUCUAUUUUGUAAUCCACUCAUUCAGACUAGAACUCUUAAAAGCUCAAGAAACAGUGACAAAUCCAACUCUUAAGGCUUCUAAGCUUGCAUGGUGGCUUUCCAAUCUUAACGAUAUAUGAGAAUUAAGACCAGCCAGAGAGCCUCUAUCAAUAUCCCUUUGUGAGCUCAGAAAAUACUCUACUGUAAGAAAAAGCCACUUUGAAAGAAUGAUAAGAGGUAGGCUUCAAGACCAAGAAAUUAAGACUUGGCAACAUUUUGAUAGGUUUAUUGACAAUAACUACACAAUGACUUUUUAUAUUUUGCUUGAAUUAUUUGGGCUUUUUGGAGAAACAGAAUUUACAGCUGCAACUUUUGCAGGCCGAGCUUGGGGUGUCAGCGAUUUAUUGCUGCUAUCCAAACAUUAUACAGUAAACGGCAGAUUUUAUUUCCCAGAAGAGCUUUUAACAAAAUACAAGCUGCCUCUAAGUGUAGCAGUAGAUGACUUAGACCAAAAAGAAAAAAUCCCUGAGGAAUUUUUUGACGUAAUUUUAGAAGUUGCCGCAUAUGGUAAACAGAAUAUGGAAAAAGCGAGAGAAAUGCUGCCAAACCUACAGAAACACACAAAUAUUGCAUUUUUGCCACUAUCACAAUGUGACCAUUUUUAUGGCGAGCUAGAGAAAAGGAAUUUUGAUAUUUUUAAAAUCAGCAAUAAUUCUCUACCUUGGACUAGGAUUUUGCUAAGUAUGAUUCGACAUGUGAGAGCAGGAACUUUUUAA